Molecule: messenger RNA, 1131 nt
Organism: Lasiosphaeria miniovina
Lineage: Eukaryota; Fungi; Ascomycota; Sordariomycetes; Sordariales; Lasiosphaeriaceae
Exons: 6
Coding region: 1-1131 (376 amino acids)
Biological process (GO): proteolysis
Molecular function (GO): metalloexopeptidase activity
Source: RefSeq, a predicted model, not a curated record
AUGCUGGCACUCAACCCGGGAGUCGCCCAUCAGCUCGCCACCCCCAAGCUGCUGCACAUCAUGGGCGACGCCGCGCCCACCUGGAUGACCGAGGGCGACAAGAUGCGCCUCAAGAAGAGCGGCAAGAAGUUUGCCGACCUCACGAACCACCAGAACGUCCUCGGGGAUGCUGGCGGUCUUUGCUUACACUCACCCGCAGAUCUGCCCAACCUCACCCAUCAGAACCUCAUCAAGCCCCUCUUUCCCCUCGUCAACAAGGAGCGCAUGUAUGGAGUCGUCAAGCACAUGACGAGCUACUACAACCGCAUGUACCGGAGCACCCACGGCCAGCUGAGCUCUGAGUGGCUGCACGACCACAUUGCCGAGAUCAUCGCCGCCGCGCCGUUCGGCACGCACAUCUCACUCGAGUACUUCCCGCACGCGUUCCCGCAGUCGUCCAUCGUCGCGCGCUUCGAGCCCAAGGUGCGCAACUUCUCGCAGCCCGUGACCAUCCUCGGCGCCCACCAGGACUCGGCCAACUACCUGUUCCCGCUGCUGCCCGCCCCCGGCGCCGACGACGACUGCUCCGGCUCCGUCAGCAUCCUCGAGGCCUUCCGCGUCCUUGCCGGUGCUGGCUACACGCCCCUCGGCGGCCCUGUGGAAUUCCAUUGGUACGCUGCUGAAGAGGCCGGUCUGCUCGGCAGCCUCGACAUUGCCGCCUACAAGCGCGCGCAGAACCAGCCAAUUGGCGCCAUGAUGGAGUUUGACAUGACGGCGUUUGUAGCGCGCAACACGACCGAGUCCAUCGCCAUGGUCUCGACCCAGGCCGACUCGGCCCUCACCAACUGGACCGUCGAACUGGGCAAGGAGUACAUCUCGAUUCCCAUUGACGUCUUUGAACUUGGGCCCAACGCCGGGUCCGACUACAUGUCGUUCACCAUGCACAACUACCCCGCGGCCUUUGCGACCGAGGGCAACCCCAUGCACGGCGGCUUCCCGGGCGAUAUGUGCCCGUAUGUCCACGGUGUCGGGGACCGCAUGGACGUCGACGACGACAAGGGCUACUUUUCCAUCGACCACAUGGCCAGGUUCACGGAGCUCGCCAUUGCUUACACGAUAGAGCAGGCUGGCUGGAACAACAAGUGGCGUUGA